Messenger RNA from Lacerta agilis (Sand lizard), 4839 nucleotides. It is a transcript of the gene STAM2, whose product is annotated as signal transducing adaptor molecule 2. The record is from RefSeq and is a predicted model, not a curated record. Gene Ontology annotation, cellular component: endocytic vesicle. Lineage: Eukaryota; Metazoa; Chordata; Lepidosauria; Squamata; Lacertidae. The transcript is spliced from 14 exons. Gene Ontology annotation, molecular function: ubiquitin binding; phosphatidylinositol binding. Gene Ontology annotation, biological process: signal transduction. The coding region runs from base 145 to 1695 and encodes 516 amino acids.
AGAGCGGAAAGGGAGCUGAGGGCGGGGCGGAGCUGUGCUGAGACGGGGUAGCUGCGCACUGAGUCGCUUCCUUACCUGGGGCAGCAGCCGGGCCCGAGCGCCCCGGAGGGUUCGCCGUUCGCCGCCAUUAUAAUAAUAAUCACCAUGCCUCUCUUCGCCUCUAACCCCUUCGAGCAGGAUGUGGAAAAAGCCACAAAUGAGUACAACACAGCUGAAGACUGGGGAGUUAUUAUGGAUAUAUGUGACAAAGUUGGAAGCACUCCUAAUGGAGCAAAAGAUUGCCUCAAAGCCAUUUUGAAGAGAGUAAAUCACAAGGUACCCCAUGUUGCUCUGCAGGCACUAACUCUAUUGGGAGCCUGUGUUUCAAACUGUGGAAAGAUUUUUCACUUAGAAAUUUGCUCUCGCGACUUUGCCAGUGAAGUACGAGUUAUUAUAAACAAGGGUCAUCCUAAAGUAUGUGAAAAGUUAAAAGCUUUAAUGGUUGAAUGGUCAGAAGAAUUUCAGAAAGACCCACAGUUCAGUCUAAUAUCAGCAACUAUUAAAUCUCUUAAGGAAGAAGGGGUUACAUUUCCUACCUCUGCAUCACAGAGUCCCUCAGCUGUUACCAAGAAUGGUGCAUCAUCAAGCAAAAACAAAGAGGAUGAAGAUAUAGCUAAAGCUAUUGAAUUAUCUUUGCAAGAGCAAAAACAACAAACAGAAACAAAACCUUUAUACCCACCUGUAGAAGUUCACCCAAGCAAUCAGAAAAUUUCAAGAAAGGUGCGCGCCUUAUAUGACUUUGAAGCUGUCGAGGACAAUGAACUCACCUUUAAGAGUGGAGAUAUAAUUGUUGUUUUGGACGACAGUGAUGCCAAUUGGUGGAAAGGAGAAAAUCACAGAGGAGUAGGAUUGUUUCCAUCUAAUUUUGUGACCUCUAACUUAAACGAUGAGCCUGAGUCAGCUGCAACUGUGGAGAAAAGUUCUUCUGCUGAAGACACAACAGAGGAAGUUACAAAAGCUGAGCCUGAGCCCGUUUACAUAGAUGAGAGUAAGAUGGAUAAGGCAUUACAGUUACUACAGAGCAUAGAUCCAUCGGACCCUAAACCUGAUUCUCCUGAUCUCCUGGAUUUAGAAGAUAUCUGCCAACAGAUGGGUCCCAUGAUAGAUGAAAAACUAGAAGAAAUUGAUAGGAAGCACUCGGAAUUGUCUGAACUAAAUGUUAAAGCCUUGGAAGCUUUGGAGCUCUACAACAAGCUCGUGAACGAAGCGCCUAUGUAUUCUACAUACUCGAAGAUGCAUUCAUCUGCACCCUAUCCACCCACGUCGGCUGGUGUUCCAGUGCAGUCCUAUCCCAUGCACCCUCACAGUGGGAACUAUGUGGUUCAUGGUGUUCCUCAAGGCUACAAUCCAGGAAGUGAUCAGAUUGGUCCACUGAGGUCCUUACCACCAACUAUAAAUUCUUCAGUAACUUCUCAGCCUGGUCAGGCAGCUUAUUUAAGCACCGGUCUAGAAUCCAGUUCUGCUUACAUGAACCAGAAUUCUUGCCUUCCACCUGCUAAUACAGUCCCUUAUGCCCAACAAAUGGGUAUGCCUAUGGAUAUGUUCACAUACCAGAACAAUGCAUCCAGUUUGCCUCAAGGAACAUGCUAUCCGGCAGUUCCAGCUCAUUCCCUUACACAGCAGCGAACAAAUUACCAUCAACAGCCUCUCCUGUGAAAAUGCAGUCUGUUCCUGAAAACAGUUUUGGAUGUUGCUGACCCUUGUCAUUUAAAUUGUCCCUCCAUUGAUUUAAAAGGAUACUUCUGCUCAAGGGAAAAGACAGCCAAGCAAUUUCAAAGUUAAAAAAGUUAAUUCAAGUUUAACACUUUUUUUCUUGCAAAGCUGUUUAAAUAAGAGGAGCUGCUAAUGUGUUAAAAGGCCUUCAGCACCCUGCCUUGCAUAGUGGUCUAUCAGCUCUACUCCCUAUUUAUAAUGAAGCCACUCUAGAGUAACUUUUCCUUGUGCUAUGUUUCAUAAGAAAAAGCUUGGAAGCAAGUUUAUAUGUGCAGCUUUUUCUGUUCAUUCUUUCCAGAGUUUAUUAAUGACAUUGUUUUUAUGGAACCUUUAAGUCUGAAGUGGUAUCUUGAAACCCAAUUAGUAGUUUAGCUAAUUUGCUUUUCAGUUUGGACCCCUGCUAGAUCAUCUUAACAGAUUGCAUUUUAUGAUUGUACAAUAAAGCAGUUGUGAAUUUGGGAGAAGAAAAUUUUGAAUGACAGCAGUUAAUGGACUUUUAUGGUUUCUGCCAGAUUGGAUUUCUUAUUUGCAUUUCUCAGAAAACUAGUGCUACUUAUUGCUAAGGAGUAGUUCUUAUUCCCUGUCUAAGAAGAGAAGAGUCUCAAGAUUGCAUUUUUAGUAUGUAAAUUAAUUUCCAAGCACAAGUUACUCUGAUGGAACUAGACCUUUUGCUCUGUCUUCUCUCUCUGCUUUCAUUCAGUGGUUUUGCUGAAUACUUAUUUGCAUGAAAGAGAAAUCUUUCAUAUUGGGAAGACAACAUUUAUGCCUCAAUUUAUUCACAGCAGCGAUCUAGGAGCAGAUGUCAUCUUCUUGGCCUCAACUAGCAAAUACACAUUUUUAAGAGUUAAGCAUCUAAAAUAAAUAUCAUGCAAAAAUAUAAUUGCAGUGUUCAGGGAUCAGAAAGACUCCUGCCCUGACAGAAAAUGAAAAGAAAGAUUCUGUGUUUUCUGUAGGUUUAUUAAUUCCUUGUUGACCAUUUACUUAUCCAGCUAUUUAACAUAAUCAUCUUUAAUAUAUUGUUUAUAGGUUACAUAUAGAUGAACCCUACUCUGCAAGCAGGGUGGGUAGUGAAAUGAACUAAUGAUUUAGCCUGAGCAAAAGGUAAUGAUGGCACACACAAAAAUCGAAAGGCAUUUAUACUUUGGUUUCAGAGCCCUUCUGAAAUAUGCACCGUCUGUUGUACAAAUACCUGUUACUUCGUAGUGAGGUCUGUGUUUGUCUAACUCAAAUCUGCCUGUUGUCAAGUGGCCCUUUCACUUCCUAUACUGGUGCUAAAUAGGCUGUUCAGAAGCAUGUUAGUGAUCAGCUGCUGUUCCAUUUUGGACCAAGUUGUGUGUGUGUGUGUGUGUGUGUGUCUUUCUUCUGGAACACUUGCUUGGUUGAUUAUCUAGCCAUGGUGGUUUCCUUUUUGUCUAGAAAUGGUAUAGAAUGGAAAAUGGGGCUCAAAUUAGCCUUUUCUGUUUUCAAAACUGAAUUAGUUUUAAAACGUGUUCUUUUAGCAUCCUUAUUAAGAGCAGGCCCAGUUUCCCCGUCGCCACCUCUCUCAGCCCAGAUAUUUGAUAAAUGAAAUGAUGACUUUUUGAUGAGUAUUUAACUCCUUCAUAUUAAUAAAUUACAUAAUCAGUUUUUAUUGAUUCACAAUCUUUGAUACUACGUUAAGUGGUGCCCAAAAUGUGACUGUGAUGUUAAGCUGAAGCAACCUUUUUCAUGGUAUUUUUUCUUUAUAUAUAAUAUAUAAAUAGUAUGGGUGUGUAUAUAUAUCCACUUGUCUGAUAUUUUAUACACAACAUUAUAUAUACUCAUUCUCUAAAAAAAAAUCAGUGAAAUUUUAUACAUAGCUGCAUUUUGCAUUAUUGCUAGUUGCUGUAAUCUUACAAUACAUUUAUGCAGGUUGUAUAUAUGUAUAAAUUCUGAUGUUGGAAUUGUGUAUUUAGUGUACUGGUGACAAUGGGAUCAUCUUUCCCUCUUCUCUUUUCUAGACUAAAACAUUAUUUAUUGCUGAGGUGUGAUCAUAAUUAUGCUGCCAAAGGAACUGACUACAGAUUUCCAUAGGGCCCAGACUCCAUUGACAUCAAUGAGUGCUUAGCUAUUGAUUUGAAUGGACUUAAGAAUGUACUGCAGGCAUACACCUAUUUUUAUAUUAAAAGCAAAUCCUUUGCUUUUCACAUGUUAACUAUUUAAGUAGAAAUUCUGACAGUUUGUAAUAAGGGUGGUAUUGUGCUUUGUUUCAUGGGUGUUAAAAUAAGGUACAGUUUCUUCUUGUUUUUGUUACCUUAAAUUGUAUACAAAUAUUUUUCCCUAUCUGAAUGUUGCCCAAGGGCAUUUGUCCAAUCCAUAUUGCCACCUGACUCAAGCUUCUUCUUCUUCUUCCUCUUCCUCUUCCUCCUCUUUUUUCUUUUUUUAAAAAAGGUUAACACCAAAUUAACAGUAAGUUCCCCAAGACCUCAACAUCUAUAUGCAUUCCAGUGUUUCUCCCCCACCCCAAUAAAUAUUUAAAUGGCUAAUCUUCUAAAUCUUUUGCUCUUUAUGUGUUUAUUUGGUUUUCAUUUGUACACUUUCCAUGUCCUGCAAACAUCUAGCAUAACCUGCUGAAAGAUUGCCAGUUAAGGGAUGGCUAUGUCAUGCUAUAACUGAUGACCUUUCCCUUAUUAUCUAUGCAUCAUUUCUCAAGAUAAGUGUUUUGCAGUGCAUAACCAAGUUUUCGUUGCUAUGAACUUAGUUUGUACAAGGCUUGACUGUCUUUCCCUUGGAAUAAUCUUAAUCCUUCCAUAGCAGUAGAUUAAAUUAUUUUGCUCUUGAUCUAACUGGUGAAAGGAAAGGGGAUGAAACGGAGCACUGGAAUUGGUGGAAUGCCUUCCAAAUAUGUACUGUUCAAGAAGUUCCCGUUGUGGUUGCUUGUCCAUGUUCAGGCUUAUGUUUUCUUCCCGUACCACAAAAAAACUUUCUGGGUGUUUUUACACGAUACUGUGUUCAGGCAACCGUCAGUAUUAACAACUGGAGAGCUGAUCAUAUUAAAUAUCCAUCCAGAUUCUUGUCUACAACAUGUUUGGGCUGACUUGGGCAAAUAAAACUUGUUUAACAAACAUA